UUGGGGUUGCCAUGGUGAUGCCUGUAAACAAAUUUGGAUCAUCACAGGUCACCUGUGACCAGUGACCAGUAAGUGCUGUCUGAUACCGGACACACUUGCCACUCAGGUCAGUUGAUCAGACAAGGACAAACAAUUCUCUUGCUCCAUUGUACUGUGGAUUGCUGAUACUCUCCCUCCGACCAUGGCAGAAAAUUUCCAAAGUGCACCUUUCUUUGGAACAGAAUGUGCUAUGCAGUCCUCUGUGCCUGGGCUGAGGAAUGCCAUGCCCUUAGCAGGAAGUGUGUGCAACUUCUCCAGGGUCUCUACCCCAGCUGUGAGUGCAGCAUGGUUCCUGCCAUCAGACUCCAGCACUUGUUGCCAGCAGCUCAUGGACAGUUCCUACCCCUACCUACCAGUUGGCACAACCAUGGUGACUGCGCUGACUGACCAGGGAGAGAGCUCUGCCUCAGCACUCUCCUAUCUAGGUGUUCUCCAGGGGGAUCCAAUGGGAAACACUGACCAGAGGGGAGCUGCACUCCAGGACUUCACUGUAACUGUCAUUGACCAGAAUACCACAUGCUCCUCCUUCUCUAUGACAGCCCAGGGUGAUAAUAUUUUAGAUCCCAAUGCCUUAGUCCUCUCCUAUCCAACACUUUCUGCCAGCUUUUUUCAGGCCACACCACUACAGGUACCAAAUCAAAGAUACAGCCUAGCACCUUCCUACCUGGAGGGCACCCAGGUCUAUUACAAUGACUUCAACAGCCUGGGCCCUCUGAUGCCUGGAGAACUCAGGUACUGCCUGCAGGCCUGUGGCUCUGUGUCCUCCUCUGGGGGUCAGGCCUCUGCCCUGCAACCAGAGAUGGUGAUGAUGCCAAUGGAGAUUCAGUCAACAAAUGUCCAAACACCCUUCUCCACAUCUGCCAUCUACUAUCCCACACCUGCUCAAGACAAAACAGACACCAAUCUUCAAGUGGAGAAAAUGGAGACAACCUUGGGAUUGACAGCUGCAGGCCAGACACUCUGUCUGUUGCAGAGUCCAGACCUCUGGAAUGCCUGCAUGCAGGAUGUUCAGAAGUCACCACCUGUCCAUGGGGACUGGUCAUUAACUGUCCCCAUCGACAGUCCUUCAGAAUUCCUGCCCUUGCCUCCUGCUCCAAUCUUGGAACAAACAGACAAUAACGACUUGGAUUUGAUGACAGAUGAUCUAUCAACUCCUCUGGAUGCCUAUGAGGGCAUAAAAGAAAACCAAGACCCAUCACUUCUCCCUUUAGCACAUGCCAACAUGCAGCAGGCCCUGAACUACACUGAUUCAGGGAGCCUAAAACAGAAGCUUUCUCCUGACAAUGCCACCUUGGGAAGCAGCAGCCUUGGUCAGGAUGAGCCUGGGCUGCUGCAGAGUGUGAUGGACUCCAGCAUGGGCUUUGCAGACAUGACUACACUGGUGGCAGAUAUUCACCUUCCCAGACUCUUCAACUCAAUCACUGAUAGGAACCCAUUGCAAGAUCCCACAGCAAGCCAAUCCAAAGACAUCAGCAGGGAUCAGGUCCAGGAAAGCUCCAGCACCAUCAGUGUACCCAUGGACCAAGUGAGAAAGGAUAGCCAGAAAGCCUCUGAGAUGCUAGAUGGGUCUCCUCAGGCCAGAAUCCAGCUCCAGGACCUGGAGGAAGAAGAGGCUGUGGUGAGUGCUGGGUCCAGUGAAGGGGCUAUUGACAACAUGCCUAAGAACUUGGAGGACAAUGCCCAGAAAGCCACACCCAGCAUGCCCAGCAGAGCAAGGGCUCAGGAGCAAGACAAGACCAAGAGAUCCAGAGAAAACAACUGCAAGAAAACAGAGGAGCUUAAGCAGUCAAGGAACAGAGUCAAGGCAGAAGAAAACACCACCAUGCCAAAGAACAAGAGGAAGAGGAAUCCACCUGAGCUCAGCCACAACAGCUUGAAAAAGCCUCGAACUCACCUUGGCAUGCACAUGCUAGAAUCCGUGCAAAUCUUUCACCCACUGGGGAAGAAGAGCGAGAAGAAAACUGGCAUCUCUUCCUCCCGGGUUCAGCCAAACUGCAGCAGCAACAAAGAUCCCAGGACAGGCCCAGCCACCACAUCACUUCUGGAUGUGCCCUGCAAUGGCCGAGGCCCUGGUAAAACCCCGGGCAAUGCUCAGAGAACACAGAGAAAUGCUUACAGGGAUGGUCGUCCAUCUCCAUCCCAGUAUGAGCUGCCCCCACCUGGGAAGGUCAAGUUAGUACCUCUAGCUUUUCCAGCCCUGGACAUGCCACAAGCAAGACCUAUUUCUAAAAAGCCUCUCUCCCUGGCUUCACACAGGGCCCCUGCACUGUACCCUGUGAGACCUCAUUCUAACUCAGCUCAGUCUACCACACUCAAGCCUUCUAAACCAGCUCCUGCCAGCACUUCUUUGAUGGCCUCUGACAAGCCAGUUCUGCCUAUUGCUACCAGUGCCACACGAGAUAACAUAACCAACCCCAUCCAGUCUUGCCCUGGGCCUCAGCCAGCUGUCUGUAGGCCAGUAUCCUACAGGGCAUCAUCUCACCCUUCACUACAGAGGGAGCUUGCCUCUGCUGACAAGAACAAGGCCCCAUCACCUCCCAAACCUCAAAUCCAACAUCUACUGCAAGACUUCAGCCGCCAACCAAUUCCAUGGAGGAAUGUCGACAUUCCAGGGCCAGUCAUCUCACAGCCCAUCACAGAAGAGCAGAGGCCAGAGAGGGAGGCCAUGAAGAGGCGGGCUCAACAGGAGAGAGAGAAUGCUGCCAAGUACACCUCUCUGGGAAAACCACAGCUUUUCCUUCAGAGGGAGAAGGAUAUGGAAAUUUCCAGAUAUUUUGGCUAUGUCAUGUAAGGGCUGGCCUAGCAUUUGGAACACAGUAUUCUUCAAGAUAGAGAAGUGGUGCAAACGGAGACUUCCCUGGGAAUCAUACCUCAAGCCAGAGACUCCAUCAGCUGCAGAAUGGAACUCUGCUACUCCUACACCCUGGAUUACCAGAUGAGGACACCACCUGUUAAUGGGCACAAGUCAUGAACUACCCUCAACCACAACCUUCAGAAUUCCUGGCAUUGCCACAAGCUCCAUGCCUGGAAAAAACAGAGAAUGACAACCUGCAUGAGAUGGCAGCAAAUCUGUCAGUGCUUCUGGAUGCCUAUGAGUGCACGAAAGAACACCAAGACCCAUCUCUACUCUCUUUAACACACCCUGACAUGCAGCAUCCCUUGCACUUCACUGAUGUUGGGAGCCUAGGGAGAAGCUUGCUUCUGACAAUGCCACAUUGGGAAGCAGCAGUCUUGGUCAGGAUGAGCCUGGGACAUGCACAGUGUGUUGGUCUCCAGCAUGGACUUUGCAGACAUGACUACACUGGUGGCAGAAUUUCACCUCCCCAAAUGUUCAACCCACUCUCUGAACUGAACCAAUUCCAGUUUCUCACAGCCAACCAAUGCAGAGACUCCAUCGUCAUCAGGAGCGAUUCACACCCUUAAACCAGGUGAAGAGGAAGGAAGAGAAAAGCCCUCAUCUGAUUGAUGGAGAUUCUCUGGCCAGAAUCUAGUAUCAGGACCUGGUGGAGGGACAGACCCUGAGAACACUGCUAUGGCUAGAGAAGGUGAAAUUGACAACAUCACCCAGUAUAUAGAGGGCAAAACUCAGAAAGCCACACUCUGCAGGCCCAGCAGACCUAGGAAUCAUAGAAGACAACACCAAGAGUACUAGAGAAAUCAACUCCAAGAAAGCUGAGGGAGCUGACGCUAUGAAGUCACAGAGUCUAGACAGAAUACAAGCCCACUGUCCUCAACAACAAGAAGAUCAAUGCACCUGAGCUCAAUCCUGAUGGCUUUGAAAAGCCUCAAAACCACCUCGGAGAGCACAUGCUGGAGUCUGUGAAGGUCUGUCAUCACUGUGGAAGAAGGGUAAGAAGAAAACUGGCAUCUCCGGAACCUUGAACUCUUUGUGCCACUCUGUGCUCUAAUAGUGACAGAGUUGGUCACACUUUAGCCUCUGGGGCAAUUGCCAUUUUCUUUAUCCAGGAUUACAUAUAGCAAGCAGAAUUCAUUUAUUUAUUAACUCACUUUUAGUUUCUUGAAUUGGGACCCACUCCAUACCCAGCAUCUCCUAGAACUGACUACAUGGAACAGGCAAUCACUGAACUCAAAAAGAUCUGCCUGCUUCCCCCUCUGCAACAACCUCCAUCUCAGCCUCUGCCUCCCCUACAGCCUCCACAUCUGCACACUCCUAGGCCACUGUCUCAAGUGUGCUGGGACGAAAGGAAUUCUCCUACCAGCAGGGUGGAAUCAACGUUUAUUUUCUAUACCCAUGGAUAACCAUGUGUACUCCAGGGUACAUUUUUGGUACAUACCUAAACUCCAAAGAGACUAAGCCACAUGUUUUUACAAAUGCAACUUAACUAAGAUUCAUUUUUCCUCCGACAAUCUGUCUUGUUUCAGUUGUAGGCUCUACUUGUUACAAUGCCCUUGAAGCACUGACCUCUUAUGAGGUGUGCUCAUGCUAUCUUGAGUAUUUUCUCCUUUUGUAUUAAAGUUAUGAUUGCUUUUCUACUUCUAAGGAGUAGGGAAUCUCAGAAAUAUUAUUCACCCUCUCCAUAGAGACUCAUGGUGCAACUUUCUUCACAAUAUCUAACUCCCAACUAUGGUUUAUGUCCAACAUUGUUCGUUCUAACAAGGCCUAAGUCCAGUCUAACUCACCUAGAAAAUAUUAACAAGCCUAGCAUGAAAAGAUCCUACUACCUGAAUGCAAUGAUCCUCACAGGGACAAAUUUGAGUACAGCAGAAUGAUGGAAAGCAAUAUCUUAGGGAGGCCUCUGGUUUUAUCACUCUCUGUGUGUGGCUUAGUGACAUAUUUGACCACUGCCAUCAGACUCCUGUGUUCAUCUUAUCCCCUAGAAGCAGUAGAAACACAUUUGGAUGGAUAUCUUCUAAUCUUGGUAUUAUUUUAAACUUUAUGUAUUCAAACUAAGGGUCUUGUAAAAUAAUCCUUAUUAAAGAAACUCAGGAAGCACUUUUGAUAUUAAAGCAAUUCACACAAUGCUGUACCUGUAUUGAA
Peromyscus maniculatus bairdii (prairie deer mouse) is the source of this 5038-nucleotide messenger RNA. NCBI's taxonomy places the organism in Eukaryota, Metazoa, Chordata, Mammalia, Rodentia, Cricetidae. The record is from RefSeq and is a predicted model, not a curated record.